Columba livia (rock pigeon) is the source of this 4021-nucleotide messenger RNA. RefSeq names its product cholinergic receptor nicotinic alpha 5 subunit (gene CHRNA5). Gene Ontology annotation, molecular function: acetylcholine-gated monoatomic cation-selective channel activity; acetylcholine receptor activity. Gene Ontology annotation, biological process: regulation of membrane potential; synaptic transmission, cholinergic; response to nicotine. The transcript has 6 exons. NCBI's taxonomy places the organism in Eukaryota, Metazoa, Chordata, Aves, Columbiformes, Columbidae. Gene Ontology annotation, cellular component: synapse; neuron projection; postsynaptic membrane. The record is from RefSeq and is a predicted model, not a curated record. Bases 294 to 1727 code for a protein of 477 amino acids.
GCCGCUUCCCGCCCAAAGCGGGGCCGCUGAGGCCCACAGCCGGCGGCGGGACCGUCCGGCCAGUCUCACACAGCGCAGGGCUACAAAUUGCUCCCUCUGGGCCACCUCCGGGACUGGCCGCGGGGAAAACCGACCCGGGACGCCACCUCGCCGAGGGUCGCGCCGCCAACCGUUCUAACGGUUCCCGCCCCUCGCCGCCCCCUCACGGCUGCCCGGGGGCGUGGCCAGCGCCGCCCGUGAGGAGCGGCACCCAGCGCUGCGCCCCCAGCUCGCCGUGGGGCCGUGCCCCAGCCAUGGCCGAGCUCGGAGCCCGGCUGCGCUGCUGCCGCUCGCUCUGCGGCCGAUCCCUUCUGCUCCUCACCUGCCUCUUCGCGCCCUUUCUCGGCCAGCCCGGAGCUGGCCCCGCCGCCCGCGCUCCUUACGCGGGUGUAUCUGAACCUUCUCUUAUUGCUAAAAGUGAAGAUCGUUUGUUUAAACAUUUAUUUGAAGACUAUCAAAGAUGGGUUCGUCCAGUAGAACGCUUGAAUGACACAAUAAAAAUAAAGUUUGGCCUUGCAAUCUCUCAGCUGGUAGAUGUGGAUGAGAAAAAUCAAUUGAUGACAACGAAUGUUUGGUUGAAACAGGAAUGGGUAGAUGUAAAAUUAAGGUGGAAUCCUGAAGACUAUGCUGGAAUAACGUCUAUUCGUGUCCCAUCGGAUUCUAUUUGGAUUCCAGAUAUCGUGCUGUAUGACAAUGCAGAUGGACGUUUUGAGGGAACAUCUACAAAAACUGUGGUAAAAUAUGAUGGCACCAUUGCCUGGACUCCGCCAGCAAACUACAAAAGUUCUUGCACUAUUGAUGUAACGUUCUUCCCCUUUGACCUCCAGAACUGCUCUAUGAAAUUUGGUUCCUGGACUUACGAUGGCUCACAGGUCGAUAUAAUUCUUGAAGAUUAUGAUGUUGACAAGAGAGACUUUUUUGAUAAUGGAGAAUGGGAAAUAGUGACUGCAACAGGGAGCAAAGGAAAUAGGACUGAUGGAUGCUGCUGGUAUCCUUUUGUUACAUAUUCAUUUAUAAUUAGACGCUUGCCACUUUUUUAUACGUUGUUUCUCAUUAUUCCUUGUAUUGGACUUUCAUUUCUAACUGUCCUUGUCUUCUAUCUUCCUUCAAAUGAAGGUGAAAAAAUUUCACUCUGCACUUCAGUACUAGUGUCUUUGACUGUUUUUCUUCUUGUUAUUGAAGAGAUUAUUCCAUCAUCUUCUAAGGUUAUCCCACUUAUAGGAGAGUACUUGGUGUUUACUAUGAUAUUUGUGACAUUGUCCAUUGUGAUAACUGUCUUUGCUAUCAAUAUUCAUCAUCGCUCUUCAUCUACACACAAUGCUAUGGCACCUUGGGUUCGCAAGAUAUUUCUUCACAAACUUCCCAAGCUGCUUUGCAUGAGAAGUCAUGUAGACAGAUACUUUGCGCAGAAGGAGGAAACGGGAAAUGUGAAUGGAUCAGAACCAUCUAGGAACACCUUAGAAGCAGCUCUAGAUUCUAUCCGAUAUAUUACAAGACAUGUUAUGAAGGAGAACGAAGUUCGUGAGGUUGUUGAAGACUGGAAGUUUAUUGCUCAGGUGCUUGAUCGAAUGUUCUUAUGGACUUUUCUUCUGGUUUCAAUAAUUGGAUCACUUUUGUUAUUUAUUCCUGUUAUUCAUAAAUGGGCAAGUAUAAUAGUACCUACGCAUAUAGGCAGUACAAAUGCAUAAAAUAUUUUUGAAUCUGUCUCCUGCUAAUAUGGUUCCAAAGAGUUUUGUGGUAGCCUUAGUCCCAUGCAUGUUCUUUGUAGGCAAGUUUCUGAUAGAAUAAAACAAAUCCAAACCCAGAAAAUCAGGUUUAUAUUAAAGCAUGACAUCCCUAGGACACAUAGAAGUCAGUUCACUUAUUACCAGUUUACUAAGUUACCUCUAAAUAAGGUCAGAAUGAAAAGGACCUUCUCAAGCACUUGUAUGUAUGAUAUAUCAAAAACCAUACACUGGCACCUGCUGCGAAAUAGAAGGAUUUAAACAUUUUUUUAUCACUGUAGUCCAAUUAUUAAAUUACUAUCGCAAUUGUUAUAAUGGGUAUUAAAAAUUUGCAUAUAUUUAUACAGUAGAGUUGCUUAUUUCAAUUUACUGUAGAAAGCGAAGGAGAAUUUUUAUCAGUGCACUUGAAUGUGUUGUAAAAGUAUGAAGUUGCUACAAAGUAAAUUUAAAAUAAUAAUAAAAAUACCAGUUAACCUUCCCAUACAUUCAACAUAUAAGUAAAAAUAGCGAUUGGGCUAUGUUUUGCUUUUAUACAUUUUCAGUGGAAGUUGCUGCUAAAUUCUGUCAUAUUAAGUGAACAUCUAAUAAAGCAAGGCUUAAAAUGCCUGCAGGAUACAUUUAUAUCGAUAUCUCUGUAUCAGCUGUGGAAAGGAACGCAAAUGAGUCCCCAAGUUGCAUGAAUAGUCUAAUGGACCAGAACAUUCAGAUUUCUUUACUCUUGAUGAAGAGUUUGAUACAGUUAGUUGCAAACACAUAAAUAAUUUCCUGUUUUUUUUGUGUUUUCAAGCACGGGUAGAAGGAAUUCCAGAAAUGCCUUUCUGAAGGAGAUGGGUUGAAAAUUAUUAUUCUGUGUAAGCAAAUAGAAAUGAUUGAAUUCACAUACGUUGGUUAAACUGGACUUAGAAAGCCACCUUUAACAGGUUCUGUCACCUACAGAACCACAGGUAACUGAGCAAUGAGGACUUAAGCUUUCCAUUCUUCCUUUUUUCUCAGUGUUGAAAACCAACUUGCAGCUUUUCAAUUAUUUCACUAAGAUGUAUUCUUUAAACAACUGAUUUUAAAUUCUUUACAUUUGUUCCAAUGCCACCUUUCUUAAAAUCUUUAUUUUGCAAGCAACUGCAAUAGAAGGGGGAUUUCCUACACCACACUUUGUCAGUGUACUUCAUAAUAGAACUGCAUCCUGCAGGGCUAAUUCAAUGCCAAGCUAGAGCAGGUCUUGGCAAGUUUUUAUUUGCUUAAAUUACUACAUGAAUAGUGACAUGUUUAGAUGUGAGGUCUAAUGUAAAUUGUGGUAUGUUUGAUAAUGUAAUUUUUCUUUUUCGUCUUUAUGAAUUUGGAAAUGAGAGAGUCCCUCCUGCAUCUGCUUUAGAAUGGCACUGUUUGGCUUAUGUCAUAACUUAGAUAAUUUAACGUUUAUUUAAAAUUUAUUUCACCUGUAGGACAUUCUUGGUUUUGUGUAGCUUUUUAAGGCUCGUAGGCAGGGAAAUUUUUAUGUUGUGUGUCUCUCUUUUUUCCACUGAUACCAAUUUAUAAAUAAUUCUGAUUGUAAAGGGAGUCACUGUUCUCUUUAGUUAUACAAUUACAUUUGGCAUUGGAUAUCCAUAUUUCCUGUGUUCUAAUCAUAAUUAAUUUUAAAGGUGAGUUUGCAAAGAUUAUCGGACUUAAUCCAUUAAUAUAAUAAAUCUAAAUUUCACAGUAUUAUGAAGAUUCAACAAUGCAUCGGUCACUUUCUCUGUGUGCAAGUUGCAGAAAUACUUCAGAUAUCUUAUUUCCUCUUCAAAUGCAAAAUUUCUUUUUAUAGUCCUCAGGUUUGAAUUACUGAAGUUCACUCUUACCUGAGUAGAAAGGAAAGUAAAGCUGUAGAUUAGGUGUAUGUAUUAUUUCACUCCUCACCUCUUUCCCCUUGUUAAAUGGUGUUUUUAGACUACCCAAUCACAUCAUAAGGAGCUUGGCAAUAUAUUGGCCAAUGGAGUCCCAGUCAAUCUGUAUUAGUAACUCUCGAUUUUUGCAAAUGUAUGAAUUUCUUUUAGUCAAGUCUAUAAUCUGAUUGUGAUAAAUACAGGUAAGAUAGCUGACACUAGAAUCCUUGGGGUCUUCAGCUUAUCAGGUGUGUCUGAAACAAAAUAAUUUUAAUAGGCUCAGAAGCAUGAACCUUUAUUUAUGUAACUUGUUUCUGAAUGUGUUGAACUGUAGCUAAUGCUACCUUACAUGGGUUUUUGUCACUCCGUCAAAAUAAAUGAAAAAAGCACAAUUUUCAA